Paramuricea clavata is the source of this 372-nucleotide messenger RNA. The record is from the annotation of a GenBank genome assembly. Lineage: Eukaryota; Metazoa; Cnidaria; Anthozoa; Malacalcyonacea; Plexauridae.
AUGUCGAUGAAUGGCACAUGGGCAGAUGCGAUUGUAGUUCAAGCCGUUUCUGAUGCCCCGAAUUGUAUAAUUGAUAUUACUGAGUCUGCACUCAAUUUCAAUGCAACGACUAUUAUUCACCCAGUUAUUCAUGGAGCAAAGUAUACUAAAAUACAUAUUGGGCACAUCGAUGAACUUCACUAUGUUUCUACAACAAUGUAUUCUGCAAACAAGCCAAAAACAAGGCAAGAUACUAGCACCAAUAAAGUCAAGGUAGAACAAGCACAGAAGUUAGAAAGUCCAAAAGAUCAAAUAAGUUCCAUGAGCACUGAAACAGAAUCUAUGAAGAGAAAAAGAUGCAGUUUUAAUCACGGAAACUACAGCAUGAAUUAG